AUGGCUUCUUCUUACAUCACUCUCCCAAGCUUUGAGUCCUAUUUUCUCAGCGGAAAACAUCUCUCCGAAAUUCGUCGUAUGAAAUCCAAUUUAACAACUUACAAACCUCAAUCUCCACAAAGCCUACGACCAUGUGCAAAAUUCAAUCUCUUCGAAAUCCUGGGAGGCAGAGGACUUUGCAACGGCGAAGAGCAGCUGAGUAGAACUGUAGAAGAGCAAGCAUCGGAAGCCGCUUACAAAGAGCAGGAAAAUGCCGACAGUCGACCCGCGAUACCGACGGUCGAAAGCGUCCCGGAAGAGGGUUUUGAGAAGGAGUUAAUGGGGCUAACAGGAGGAUUUCCUGGUGGUGAGAAGGGUUUGAAGUUGUUCCUUGAGAAAAACCCACCACCAGAAAAGGCAUCAGCUGAAAAGGCAACACGGACAGAUUUAGAAUUAUGA
Molecule: messenger RNA, 438 nt
Organism: Morus notabilis
Lineage: Eukaryota; Viridiplantae; Streptophyta; Magnoliopsida; Rosales; Moraceae
Product: NAD(P)H-quinone oxidoreductase subunit S, chloroplastic
Exons: 2
Coding region: 1-438 (145 amino acids)
Biological process (GO): photosynthetic electron transport chain
Source: RefSeq, a predicted model, not a curated record